Molecule: messenger RNA, 315 nt
Organism: Prorocentrum cordatum
Lineage: Eukaryota; Dinophyceae; Prorocentrales; Prorocentraceae
Source: the annotation of a GenBank genome assembly
AUGAACCUGCUCGUGCUGCUGGCGUCCACGUCCUUCUGGGACAGCGUCUCGCCGGAGCUGUCCAGUCGCAUGAGCAUCUCGCUGACCAUCAUCCUCACCCUUGCGGCAUACACGUCCACCCGUCCGGCCGCAAUCGAGAAGGCCCCGUACGUCACCUUCCACGACUGGUGCGAGCAGAUGGGCAUAGUGAUCGUCACUGGCAUCUCCGUUCACAACGUGUUUGCGGUGGUGAUGUGUGGCGGGGAACACGGUGAGGCGCCCGUCUGGAUGGCGGAGGAGUUCGAGCGGAACGAGGACCAGACUCUUGCGGGAUAG